Halteromyces radiatus is the source of this 670-nucleotide messenger RNA. RefSeq lists its product as uncharacterized. The record is from RefSeq and is a predicted model, not a curated record. The transcript is spliced from 5 exons. Lineage: Eukaryota; Fungi; Mucoromycota; Mucoromycetes; Mucorales; Cunninghamellaceae. The coding region runs from base 26 to 670 and encodes 214 amino acids.
UCUAUAUUUAAAAGUAUUGGAUAGCAUGGAAAGACUCUCAACACUUAUCAACUGUGAUGAAUUACCUCCUGAUUUUCUUCCUGUGAGUAAUAUAGAUACUCAAGCACCAGAACGUCAACGAAGGAUUGUGAUAGCAUAUGAUCAUUCUGAUAAUAGUGAUGCCACAUUUGCUAAGGUCAUUCGACUUGGAUUGAUCAGUCCUAAAGAUGAAAUUUAUAUUGUACAUAUCAUUGAACAAAGAGAAUUACAAAACAUUUUUGCACCCAUCUUCCAACAUACUGGUAUGAAUAAACCUUUGGGAAAUAGUGAAGUUGCUACCACUGCUCAUACUAUUACUGAAGGUUUAUUACAUGAAAUAAGAAAAGUUUUAAUGACAAAUGGUUUCGAAAAUGUCACGACGGAAGCUGUUUUGGGUGAUCCAAAACAAUCUAUGAUUGAUUAUUGUCAAGCUUGUAAACCCGAUUUCCUUAUUUGUAGCCCGCGCGGGUUAAAUCCUGUUCAAAAAAUGGUAUUGGGAUCCACUUCAUCUUUUCUCAUUAAAAAUAUUCCUUGUCCAGUCCUUAUAUGUAAAUUAACAGCACAAGAACUAGAAGAAAGAAAGAAAUAUAAUCAUGUCAAGACACAACGAUUUGAACAUUUGAUUGGAGCAAUCAAGGAAAAGUAUAAAUGA